Puntigrus tetrazona (Sumatra barb) is the source of this 2556-nucleotide messenger RNA. RefSeq names its product lysophosphatidylcholine acyltransferase 2 (gene lpcat2). Gene Ontology annotation, molecular function: calcium ion binding; 1-acylglycerophosphocholine O-acyltransferase activity. Bases 142 to 1728 code for a protein of 528 amino acids. Gene Ontology annotation, cellular component: endoplasmic reticulum. The record is from RefSeq and is a predicted model, not a curated record. Lineage: Eukaryota; Metazoa; Chordata; Actinopteri; Cypriniformes; Cyprinidae. The transcript is spliced from 14 exons.
GCUCACUUGAUUGUGAAACACAUCCGCAGACCGCUAGGGCUGAAGUCAUGUGUGAGGUGGUACUUGUGCGUAAAGAGGAAGCGCAUUGCUGACAGAGGCUUGGACACGCGAGGACGCUGCUGGCGGCUGUGAUGAGUGAAGAUGCCUCCGCAAAGAGUGUUCGCGCUGCCCAGACAGCAUUCCCUGCUGCUGCCCGCCGUCAUCAACCCUUUCGUGCACGACCUUAAGUUAACCAAAGCCGAUAAAAUCAGAUGUUUUCUUCAGGGAAUCAUCCUUGUGCCAUUCCGUGGCGUUUUCUUGCUUCUCGUUCUGAUGAUGAUGUGGCCGGUUUCUGUCAUGAUAACAUUUGGACAGUCUCUGAAAGGAGCAGUGGAGCCAAUGACUGGCUGGAGAAGGUUCAUGCACAAAAGAGUGAUGACCUUUCUAGGCCGGCUGUAUUUCUUCGGCAUGGGCUUCAGGGUGGUGGUGAAGGGGAAGCAGGCCAGCAGUGUAGAGGCCCCCAUUCUAGCUGUGGCCCCCCACUCUUCUUUCUUUGAUGCCAUCGUCUGUAUUGAAACCGGUCUACCCUCUACUGUUUCCCGUUCAGAGUCCCUGGAAGCACCAAUUUUUGGAAGGUUUUUGCGUUGUGUGCAGCCAGUGCUUGUUUCACGCAAAGAUCCAGACUCCCGUAGAAACACUAUUUAUGAGAUUGAGCGGAGAGCAACGUCAGGAGGACACUGGCCACAGGUACUGAUUUUUCCUGAAGGAACAUGUACAAACAGAUCAUGUCUCAUUACCUUUAAACAAGGUGCCUUUGUCCCAGGGGUCCCAGUACAGCCUGUUCUGAUCAGAUACCCAAAUAAAUUGGACACAGUUACAUGGACAUGGCAGGGCCCGAAAUCGGCCAGACUACUGCUGCUCACACUCUGUCAGCUCUAUACUGCAGUCGAGGUUGAGUUUUUGCCCCCUCAAAUUCCUACUGAGAUGGAGAAAAAGUGUCCUAUCAAGUUUGCUCAAUCAGUGAGAGCUGUGAUGGCUGAGUCUCUGAACCUGCCGGUCACAGACCACACCUACGAAGACUGUCGUCUGAUGAUUGCGGCCGGAGAACUGACCCUGCCUAUGGAGGCAGGUCUCGUGGAGUUUACCAAGAUCAGCAGGAAAUUGGAAUUAAAAUGGGACAAUGUGAAGAAGGAAUUGGAGAGUUUUGCCAAUAUAGCCUGUUCUUGCAAAGGCAGCAGCAUCACAAUUGAGGAGUUUGCCAGCUUUCUCAAACUGCCUGUCAGCCCAGCUCUGCAGGAGCUCUUCACUCUGUUUGACAGGAAUGGCGAUGGCACCAUUGAUUUCAGAGAGUAUGUCAUUGGUGUCACAGUUCUUUGCCGACCAGCUAAUAAUGAGGAAGUCAUUCAGACUGCUUUUAAGUUGUUUGACAUUGAUGAGGACAACUGUAUCACACAAGAGGAGUUUAGCAGUUUGCUGCGUUCUGCUCUUGGAGUGCGUGAUCUUGACGUUGACAGCCUCUUCAAAGAAAUUGAUGCAGAUGGAUCAGGACACAUAACGUAUGAUGAGUUUCGUUCCUUCGCUCUCACCCACCCGGAGUAUGCCAAGCUCUUCACCACCUACAUCGAGCUACAGCGUUAUCAGGGUCUUCAGGGAGAGGAGCUAGAUUCUGAUGCCAGUUUGAUUCACUGCUGUAAUUCUCUUCAUAAUAACCACCAAGAGGACAGUACCUCUGAUAAGAAAGAUGACUGACUGCACUCAGCCAUAAGGUUCAUGUUCUGCCAUGCCAUUUCAAUACAUGCCUUAAGCUUAAGUGGAGGGAUUUUGUACACGUGCAUAUACCCUGUCAGCAGGUUUCUGUAUACACAACCAAGUAUUUCAUAAAGUAUUUAAAGGUUUUCAAAUCAAUGCAGGCAUACAGGCAUGCUAAAACAUUUUCAUAACACUUUCUGAGCCUACUAGUUAAUGGCUGGUUAAUAGCAGGAAUUGGACGUUAAAAUAAAGUGUGUCCAAACUUUUUACAUUCCUCAGCUUUUAAGCAUGAAGCUUGUUAUUUUUUUAUUCAUUUCAUUUUAUAAAGUCUAAAAUGCAUUAUUUGAUGAUAAGUAAUUUAAUAAUUUCACUGGAGAUUGUGCGCUUGUGUGUCUUUUUUUUUUUUUUUUUUUUUUUUUAUGAAUAUUUUACAAAAGAGAUUCUUAUACAAAUACAAAGUUUCUUUUUUCUUUUCCCUUUUUUCCUUUCUGUUCAGGGAUGUUGGUACAGAAAGUGAGUUGUAAUCAAAGGUUUUGCUUUGCAUCUUGUUUUUAUUUGCAUUCCCAUUGAGGGGAGUUGUUGCUGAGUUAGCGUUCUGUCCCUGCUGCUUGUUCAGACUAAUACUCUGUUGCAUCCACUGAAAAUAGGCCAAUUUGUGAGCAAACAGGCAACACAACACGCCCACAGUAGCACGCACCAAAGGGCUUGGUUCCAAAUUAUCCCUCUGCAGUGGUAUUUAUUUAGCAAUGCAGGUUGCAAUUAGGAUUUUGUUAACACAGCAAAGUUAGCUUUUUUUUUUUGCAAUUAAAAAAAUCCUUUGAAUUUUAA